CCGCCUCGUCGCGUUGAAUUUGGGGGCGGGGAUUAUGCAUUGCUUCCGGCCGUAGACGACGGCCGCAUCUUCUCCCUCCUCCUCCGCUGCUGCUGCUGCUGCGGCGGCGGCGGCGGCGGCGAUGGCGGCGCCGGCUCCCCCUCCUGCCCCGAGCUCGGCUCCGGCGAAGGCCUGCUUCAACCCGGAGUGCUCCGAGGCCAAGCCGGAGAGGCCCCGGAAGGGCUGGCGGCUCCGCGCCGGCGACUUCGCCGAGCUCUGCGAUCGAUGCGCCAAUAUUUAUGAGGAAGGCAGAUUUUGCGAAACUUUUCACCCAAAUGCUUCUGGUUGGAGGUGUUGUGAAUCAUGUGGGAAGAGGGUACAUUGUGGAUGUAUUGUCUCAGCUCUUGCAUUUGCCCUGUUGGAUCCCGGAGGAAUUGAGUGCAUGUCAUGUGCUCGGAAAAACUUAGUCUUGACUCCAAAUCCAGCAUGGCCAUCUUUGGUUUUCCAUGCACCUUUUCCUGAUAGACUUAAGGAACUUUCUGUGAAAAAUUGGAAUCAAUUAGCUGGAUCAGGUCCUGUACCUUGGAGGCAGGCACCUACUCUGUUUAAUACAUCCAUGUCCCGUCCUGAGCUGCAGCCUAGGGCGCCACAUGAUGCAUCCACAAGCAUGGAUCGAUUUGGAGUUGGUGAACGGUAUUCUAUUUCUUCCAUGGACAAUAGGAGAAUAGAAGACUUCUCCAACAGAUUUAUGAAUGGAAAUGUGAAGCUUGGUGCAGUCGAGAAACUUGAAAAUGGCAUUGCAGGACCCAACAGCGACGACCACCUAAAUCCAUGCAAGAUCAAUCCUCAACAGUCGACCUCUGUGAAGGAGGAUCCAUCUACUCCACCAUAUGGAUUGGCUGUGCCGCAUGCUUCGGGCAAUGACUCAAAUGGUCACAUAGGACUUGCAGGGCAUUUUCGGCCAGCACCCUCAACGCUGGGAAAGCAUUUCUAUGGAAGUAUGCUCAAUGAUACUAACUCAUCUGGUGAAAGUCAUGCACGUAAUGGAAGGCCUCGAGGAGAUGCCAGGGGAAGGAAUCAAUUACUUCCUCGUUAUUGGCCCAGGAUAACAGAUCAAGAGCUACAACAAAUCUCUGGAGACUCGAACUCUGUAAUCACUCCUCUGUUUGAGAAAAUGUUGAGUGCUAGUGAUGCAGGUAAAAUUGGACGUUUGGUGCUGCCAAAAAAAUGUGCUGAGGCAUAUUUUCCGCCUAUUUCUCAGCCUGAAGGAUUGCCUCUCAAAGUUCAGGAUGCCAAAGGCUCAGAGUGGAUAUUUCAAUUUCGAUUUUGGCCCAAUAAUAACAGUAGAAUGUAUGUUCUGGAAGGAGUCACGCCAUGCAUACAGUCCAUGCAGUUGCAAGCAGGAGACAUAGUAACCUUUAGUCGGUUAGAACCAGAGGGAAAAUUGAUCAUGGGAUUCAGAAAGGCUUCAACUGCUCCCCCAUCUGAUCAGGAGAAUGAAACGGCUAAGAGUAGCAGCGGAAUUACUGUGCAAGAUCAGGCUGAAUUGGCAGAUCCUAGUUCAUGGUCUAAAGUUGAUAAAUCUGGAUACAUCGCAAAAGAAGUUCUUGGGGCUAAAUCUUCCUUGUCCAGAAAACGGAAGAGUAGUACCUUGGGUUCAAAAAGUAAGCGACUGAGAAUUGAAAAUGAGGACGUUAUAGAGCUGAAACUAACAUGGGAAGAAGCUCAAGGACUGCUUCGUCCACCUCCUAAUCACAGACCUAGUGUAGUGGUAAUUGAGGGCUUUGAGUUUGAGGAGUAUGAGGAUGCUCCAGUACUCGGGAAGCCAACAGUUUUUAGGACGGAUGCUGUGGGAAAAAAGAUUCAAUGGGCUCAAUGCGAAGACUGCUUGAAAUGGAGAAAAUUGCCAGCUGAUGCCCUUCUUCCCUCAAAAUGGACUUGUGCUGAUAACAGUUGGGAUCCAGAAAGAUCAUCUUGCUCGGCGGCUCAAGUCUUGACGGCAGAAGAGAUUGAAGAUAUGCUAUCUAAUAAUAAUCCAGCACCUUCUAAGAAAGCCAAGGCUCCUAAACAAGAGAAUAUGGAAGCACUGGAGGGGCUGGACACUCUCGCCAACCUAGCAAUCUUAGGAGAAGGCGAGGUGCUCCCGUCAUCUUCUUCACCAUCUCAAGCCACAACAAAGCACCCUCGGCACCGACCAGGGUGUUCGUGUAUUGUUUGUAUUCAACCCCCUAGUGGAAAGGGCCCAAAACACAAGCAGACAUGCACAUGUAAUGUCUGUCUAACUGUGAAGCGCCGUUUCCGCACCCUGAUGCUGAGGCGCGAAAAGAAACAGUCGGAGAAAGAAGCGGAAGGUUCGCGCAAGAAGUUGCAACACCAGAACCUAUCACUCGCAGAAAAAUUACCAGAAGACGACCCUUCACAAUGCAAUAACAACACUGCAAAUAGCAGCCCAAGCCAGAAAAAAGCUGGUAAUGAUGGUUCUGAUGACGAAAUGAACAGGAUUAAAAGCUCGGGUUCACCUUUUAAAGGUCAGAUUGAUCUUAAUAUUCAGCCGGAGCGGGAGGAGGAUCUCUCGCCUGGGUCAGAUUCUGGUGGUAUGAUGAAGUUGCUGCAUGAUGCCACCCAGAAAUAUCUCAGGCAGAGAUUUUCGACCUCAGACAGCUUUAGGAAUUCCACAGGCGAUCCAGCCAAGCUGGAUCUAGAUGGCGGCGAAAGGCCUGUCGGCGAAAGGCCUGUCGGCGACGCGGUAGAGAGUGGUCAUCAAGAGGUCAACGAGGAACGAGCUAAAGCUUUGGCAUCUACCGUGCAUAAAUGAAGUAUUGUAUACCUAACACUCAUUGCUGUGUUGAUCCUGAGGUAGGGUUUUUGCUGUGUUUCCGAGGCAGGCCUGGGACAGGUAUUUGUAGUUGUACAUUCAUCCAUUUUGAGAUUGGGCUAUUUUAGUUCCUGUACAUAGGAAGAGAGUAGGAAUUAGACCGAAUGGUUGAAGGCCAUUGAUUUUGCUGAUUAAUACACGAUUUUAUUGCCCCGUUCACUGUAAUAUCAGCCGAUUUCCAGAGUUUUUAAGAGCAAAA
This is a messenger RNA of Syzygium oleosum, 3053 nucleotides long. RefSeq names its product B3 domain-containing protein Os07g0563300-like. The transcript has 14 exons. The record is from RefSeq and is a predicted model, not a curated record. Bases 122 to 2794 code for a protein of 890 amino acids. Gene Ontology annotation, molecular function: DNA binding; zinc ion binding. NCBI's taxonomy places the organism in Eukaryota, Viridiplantae, Streptophyta, Magnoliopsida, Myrtales, Myrtaceae.